UCUUUUAGCAGGUAUUCUCUGGUUUGGCUCAGUCUGAGUUUCUCCAGACUGCAGUCAUGGAAUCAGACAUUCAUUUAUGGCCUGCAGCGACUCUUUCAGUCUGAUCACCUCAGGACUCGUCGGACUGUUGAUCGGAUGACAGAUUUAAUGAUGUUUUCCCCUGAUGUUUCAUAUUCACUGCUGUUAUUGGGAAUAUCGUGUCUGACUGUGUUCACCAAGAGUUCUCAGGAGUUCUCAGGUUAUCUGUCCCGUGUGCUGAGGAAUUAUACUGAACAGGCGUGUGACGGAGACUUCCUGACUGUUCACUGCCCGCCCAGAACUUCCGUCACGGUUCAAUCGGCAUUCUACGGCAGAGGAGACUCCGCCCACUCACCGCAGUGCCCGUCCACUUAUAGCAGCGCUGGGACACGUUUAGUGAAUGACAUCACUUCCUGUCAUGUGUCAACGUCUCUGCAGAAGAUGCUGGAUGAAUGUGAGGACAGAAGAAGCUGUCAGGUUCUUGUCAACAGUCGUCUGUUCGGGGCGGAUCCGUGUCCAGCCGUCAGCAAAUACCUCAGCGUGCAGUACAAGUGCCGGCCGAACGAGUAUAAGAGUAAAGUUGUGUGUGAAGGUGAGCGUUUGAGGUUGGGCUGUAAGACCGGGAUGCAAAUCGCGGUUUACUCCGCCAUGUUCGGCCGCACGCAGCGCGGCACACUGGAAUGUCCUCCGCACCACAUGAGGGCGCCAUCUGUAGACUGCUCUUCAGACAUUGCUCUGCAGGUGAUGACAUCACGUUGCCAGGGGAAACGCACAUGUGUGGUCCACGCCUCUACGCAAGAGUUUGGAGACCCCUGUUACCGUGGCACCCGCAAAUACCUCAGUGUGAUCCACACCUGUGUCCCAAAGAAACUCCUGCAGGAAUCCAUUUCCAGGCAUCCAUCGUUCCCCUCCCCCCCAUCUAUGCCUCAUGACCCCAAUGUGGUGGGAGACAGUGCCCCUCCUGACGGGACCCCGCCUCUGACCUCUGACACAGCACCAGGGAAGUCGACACGAGGCCGGACCUCCGGACCAUAUUCAGAAGAGACGGAUCUGUCUGCAAGAGGAAAUAAACCGAACCCGACCAUCUCCACGAUGACCCGACCGGUCAUGAAUCUCAUCAGCGGCGUGCUGUCAGCUUACACCUACAUCACAGGACACCCGGAGCGUUGUGCGCUGUAUUUCAUGUGCGGCGUGUGCGCUGGACUCUUCGUGACGCUCUUCGCGCUGGUGGUCCAGAUCUCCUGCCGUACGGACUGUAAACCGCGUCACGCGGUCGCCAAGAAACGGCCGAGACCCACGAACUCCGACAGCGACACUCUGGACUCUGAUUCCGACUGGGACACGUGCUCGGACCUCUCGGCCCGCCGGCACCGGCGUUUCGAGCGCACGCUCAAUACGAACGUCUUCGCGUCAGCCGAGGAGCUUGAGCGAGCGCAGCGAUUGGAGGAGAGAGAGCGAAUCAUACGAGAAAUAUGGAUGAACGGACAGCCGGAUGUCCCCGGGACUCGCAGCCUGAAUCGCUACUAUUAAAGCGCUGAGAUGUCGUUUUCGGACAGCUCAAAGCAGCUAAUGUGUGGCAUUAAACUGAGGUGGAAAUAAACUCUUCUUUACAGCGUGCUUAAUCCGUGUGCUGGGGUGAAAGGUCAAGUGCACCUGAUCCUUGGACUGAUGCUGAAGCUGAGGCUCAUGGGAGAUCCAUUUGAAGACUCUAGGAGUCUAUAGGCAGCUCUGAAAGGCUUGAUAAGCUCUAAGCACUGUGAUUGGUUCUUCACUUCGCCUGUCAAACAGUGAAGACCGGCUUCUGUAGAGAGAGAAGCUGUACAUUUACACUUUUCAAAAUAUAAAGAAUUAUGUGCCUUACACAAACUAUACAGUAGCCCCCCAAAAAGUAUACGGAUACUAUGUAGAUAUAUCAGGGUUGAGCAAUUCAGAAUGGGAGAUUUAUUUCCGUUUAACUUCCUGAGUUGAUAUUAAAAUUAAAUUGUUUUGCGGCAGAGGAGAUUUAGGUGAAAUGUCAUUAUUAAACCCAUAAUUAAGCAUCAUGUUUUAAAAUAUGAUAUUUUCUAAAAUCUAUUUAAAAUUAGAACAUUUUAAGUGUUCUCUUCCCGUGGUUAAAAAAUGUAAAUUUAAUACAAAUUAAAUAAAAUCUCAGUUAUCACUUCAGUUCUGAAUUAUCCUACAACCCUGAUAUUGUCAUGUUCACUCAGUUUAUGUGUUCACCACGGCCCGUAUUCACGAAAAUGUACUUAAGACAAAAUGUUAAUGUUUCUUUUGUGAAUCAGGCCCCAGGACUCUUAUUUUGGCAGUUAGUUGUAUUCCACCCUUGAUGAAUUUGAUUUCAUUGUUCCUGUGUUCGAUUUGUUUUUCUGUUUAUCAUUUGUUGAUCUGUAACCAUAGAAACAAAUGAUAACAGAAAAACAAUGCGAACACAGAAACAGAAACAAAUAUUAGUGUCAAAAUAAGAGUUUUGGUGAACGCAUAAACGUGACAGAUAUAUACACCUUUGUCAUUUUGAGAUAUAUAUAUAUAUAUAUAUACACACUCAAAAGUGUUGUAAAAUCAUCUCAUCCUUUGUAAAAUAUAUUUUGAUAUUUAAACAUUUUGUUGUUGAUGUUUCUAUUUUUGAAUAAGAUAUUUUAUACUGUGGCAAAGCUUGCCUGAUUGCUCAGGGAUGCAAUCCAAGUGUUUUUUUCUGUUAAAGCUUCUGUUCCUAAAAUAGGAUGAAAGCCCUUCAAGUGUUCCUGCAUAGAUGCAACUGUAACCUCAAAGAGGUGAUUUAUAACCCAUAAUGCACAGCAGUGUCGUGCCUUAAACUCAGAAGAUGAAAUCUGCCAACACAAGCAGUGGUGAACGAUGUUUAUAGAUUGAUCGCUCUAUGCAUGUGAAGGGCUUUCUGUUUGUUAUGACUGUGGCUAAUGUGUUACAGACAUUUUUGUUACAUGAGGGAUCAGAACCCAAUGAAUAUUCAUUGAAAUGACCCCAAGCAUCUGUCUGUACACUCUUAAACAUCCUUACGCAAAUAAUCAAUAAACAACCAAGAGCUCUUUAGGGCAGGUACAGCCUAAGAUUUCUUUAAGAUUUUUGUAUUGUGUCAAAUAUGCAAUGGGUAUUGGAACAUUUGUUUUGAAGAGUGCAUUAUUUUUAUAUAUUUUAUAUAUAUAUAUGUUUUUGAUUCCUUCAAAACAAGCCCAGAAAAGCACAUGAAGUGACCCAAAUGUUUGUUUGUAUGUUUUUGAGGAUUGUUUUGUACCGACUGUUAAAUAUCACAAAACAGAAUGUUUAUGUUUACUGCUGCUUCAGUAAUAUUUCAGCAAGAUCAACUUUAGAGAAAUAUUGCUCAUGUAAACAGCAGGAUAUUUGAGAGUUUUUUAUAGAGAAAUGUAAACCACUGCCUUAAUCUGAGACUAACUGUUGUUGUGCAUUGAAUAAAGUGCAUUGAGA
Triplophysa rosa is the source of this 3459-nucleotide messenger RNA. RefSeq names its product protein eva-1 homolog C (gene eva1aa). Gene Ontology annotation, molecular function: carbohydrate binding. The coding region runs from base 136 to 1548 and encodes 470 amino acids. Lineage: Eukaryota; Metazoa; Chordata; Actinopteri; Cypriniformes; Nemacheilidae. The transcript has 8 exons. The record is from RefSeq and is a predicted model, not a curated record.